UUGUAUCGUUUAAAUUUCGAAAUAUCAAAACACUCUACGCGAAAACAAGUAAUAGAGAGCUAUUGCGAUUAGAGUCGUGGUCUAAUUGGCGAACAAAUAAAAAGAAACUAUUAAUGUUAAAGUGACAUAGUUUCGGUGGAGUGGCCCAAGUGACACGGUAAAAAAUGGGUUGGGCUACGAUGAAAUUAAAAUAGCGGUGCAUUAAUAAUCAUGCACUACCUGACGCAUUCCAGAGACUCCAAGCCGUAAUUGCAUAUGUUCUCGUUUAAUAGAGCCGAGCUAAGAUAGACACGGCUCGUGUCGCGAUCAUCCGGAAUUGUCACCAGACACAGGUUGUUAGGUUAUGUCGCGUCGAGGUCACCUAAAUCGGAUUAAUUUUACGCAAUACAGAGGAUACAACGUAAUUGUUUGGCCACGGGGGCCUCGGGACUGCGUUUCAAUUGUCGUUGGUUACACGAUGUGUACCGCGGACGCGUGGAGAAUCGCGAAAAUUCUCAAGCACGGAAUUUUACCUCGAAUUAUGGCGUUCAGGCGACAGCGGACGGACGGGUUACGCACGGCGCUACGAACGAAUUCGUCCGCCGUCUUUACAGGUCAAAGUGAUACGUGUGUAAUUCACAACUCAACUAGCCGGCAGGUACUACCAAAAUUCAGAAAUGAUAAAAGAGUAGACAUAAACAUGGAAUUAGAAAAUUGUAAUUCACACGGCGAUCAUGAAAAUACCGCACCAAACACGCCACUACACGAUAACGACCCUAGCGGAACUAAAAAAUGGUACCGACAAGCUAGUCAGAGAAUAUUUGUCAACCGUAGUCUUCAUUUAGAAAACAUUAAGUUCUAUGGCUUCGAUAUGGAUUACACAUUGGCAGAAUACAAAUCGCCGCAGUACGAACAACUCGGCUUCACACUGUUGAAGGAUCGUCUCGUUUCGUUGGGAUAUCCGCAAGAAAUUAAAGCAUUCGAGUACGAUCCAAGUUUCCCAGUGCGUGGAUUAUGGUUCGACACUCUUUAUGGGAAUUUACUGAAGGUCGAUGCCUAUGGAAAUAUUUUAGUUUGCGUCCAUGGAUUUGAAUUUUUGAAACAUUCACAAGUAUACGAGCUUUAUCCAAACAAAUUUUUACAAUUGGAUGAAUCCAGGGUUUACGUGCUCAAUACGCUAUUCAAUCUUCCCGAAACAUAUUUACUAGCGUGCCUGAUAGACUUUUUUACUAAUUCGCCGCAAUACUCGCGAGAGAAAACGGGGGUGAAAGAGGGGGAAUUAACGAUGAGCUUCAGGAGUAUAUUCCAGGAUGUUCGAAGCGCAGUGGAUUGGAUACACCUUCACGGUGAUCUCAAAACUAAAACUAUCGAGAAUUUGGACGAGUACGUGAAAAAGGACGAAAGGCUUCCAAUGUUUCUUACAAGGAUCCGGGAAAGCGGGGCAAGGGUGUUCCUUUUAACGAAUAGCGAUUACGUUUUUACCGAUAAGAUCAUGACUUACCUCUUCGAUUUUCCACAUGGAGCAAGGCCCGACGAACCUCAUAGAAAUUGGAAAACAUAUUUUGAUACUAUCGUAGUGGACGCCAGGAAACCAUUGUUUUUCGGAGAAGGUACAAUUUUACGGCAAGUAGACACAAGAACCGGCGCUUUGAAACUUGGGACACACAAGGGUCCACUUCAUACAGGUGAAGUUUACUCGGGGGGCUCGUGCGAUGUGUUCACCGAAUUUAUAGGUGCAAAGGGCAAGGACGUUUUAUACGUUGGGGAUCAUAUUUUUGGUGAUAUUUUAAAGAGUAAGAAAAUUAGAGGGUGGAGAACAUUUUUAAUAGUGCCUGAACUAGUUCAAGAACUUCACGUUUGGACAGACAAAUGUCAAUUAUUUGCUGAAUUACAAAACUUAGAUGUUAUGCUAGGAGAAAUGUAUAAAAAUUUAGAUAGCAGUACAAAGGAAAAGCCCGACAUCUCUAAGCUUCGGGCAUCCAUAAGAGACGUUACGCACAAAAUGGAUUUAUCUUACGGCAUGAUGGGUUCUCUGUUUCGCAGUGGAAGUAGGCAGACUUUUUUCAGUAGUCAAGUGGUGAGGUAUGCUGAUCUUUAUGCAGCAACCUUCUUAAACCUCAUCUAUUAUCCAUUCUCGUACAUGUUCCGAGCUCCUGCUAUGUUGAUGCCCCACGAGAGUACAGUAGCCCACGAGCAGAGAUUUGUAAUGGAAACGCCAAUGAUUAGCCGAUCCCGAACUUUUAAAUUUAACGACGAAGAAGAAGAAGAACCAACCAAGCCUUAUAAAACAUUAUACGUGGAUGCUUCUAAUACUCAAAUACCGCAUGCAAGGCCUGAAACUCCACGCAAUGUAACCCAUACACACGACGAAGAUUGUAGCGACGAAGACAGUGACUCUCAAAAACAAGGAAAUCAUGUAAGAUCAUGUUCAAGAAGUGGUAAUUGUAAAUGAAUUAUUUUCAUUGCCGCCUUUUUUAUAUUACGUUUCGUUCCUACAUUGUUUCGAUGAUUUAGUGGUAUUAUUGAAAGAUUCGAUACGAUUUCGCCACGUAAAAGGAAUACUUUGAGAUUUCGAUCGGAUGUAACGAAUGAUUUCUUUAUACUAAGUUUAAUUCCUCCACUCUUUCAAUCAUCAAAUAAUAUUAUUAAAGAAUUGGAUAUGCUACUCGAUGACUAUAAUCUAAAAUUUUAUAAUUAAUAACGUCAUCCGUUAAUCAAUCCAAUAUAUAUGUGCAUCAAAGUACGUAUAAUUUAUUUUUAUAACUAAAAUUAUCUUAGUUACAACAAAUUACACUGCGUUGUUUAUAUUACUUGGGUUUGAUCACAGUUCCAUUUUCACGUGUUGUUUUCAUCGAUACAAUAUUGCCGAUACAACAAAUAUUCCAAAUCGAACGCAAUAUAUAUACAUAUUAAUACAUGUAUAAACUGAAUUUAUCGUCAUACAAUAUGACUUAAAAAAGUUACAAGUUAUGAAUUACUGUAAACAGCAUUGUAUGUUAAUAUGCAUAUUAAUCUAUAUAUCUUGUUGAUUUAGCUCUAUAUUUAUUUAAAUUCAAGUAAAACAGUACAAAAUGUAUACAAAAUAUUUC
Molecule: messenger RNA, 3068 nt
Organism: Colletes gigas
Lineage: Eukaryota; Metazoa; Arthropoda; Insecta; Hymenoptera; Colletidae
Gene: Nt5b
Product: cytosolic purine 5'-nucleotidase
Exons: 11
Coding region: 344-2431 (695 amino acids)
Molecular function (GO): 5'-nucleotidase activity
Source: RefSeq, a predicted model, not a curated record